AUGAGUCAGCAUAUCAAAACGGGGCAUCUUCGGUACUUUUAUAAGGGUUUAUUAUCAAAGAAAUGGAAAGAUUAUUAUUUUGUUUUAUUUGAUGAUUCAACAUUACAAUGGUAUGAAAAACAAAGUGAUCGAAAACCUGAAGGAUCAGUACGUAUUCGUACUAUAGCACAAAAUCUUUGUGUUGGACCAUAUACAAGAUGUUUAUCUAAUCGACCAUCACUUCCUCGACCAACUGAUGAAGCUAAUCUUAUUGCUUUACCACGAUCUACAACUGGACAUCAUGAUCAGGAAAUUAUAUGGAUUCUUUGUAAUGAUGUUACACAUCUUAAUGAUUGGAUGAAAGCAAUUGUAUCUACAUUACCUCCUCCACCUCAACAAGCUCAGCCACCACCUUCUCAACAGCAAGGCAAUUCUGGUGGACCUUCUGCUCCUCCAUCAUCAGGUCCUCCACCUCCUUAUUCAUCAUCAUCAGGUUCCUAUCCUCGACCACAACAACAACCACAAUCAAUGUAUCCUCAAUUGAACAGUAAUCAACCACCACAACAACAACAAUAUCGUCCACCGUAUGGUGGUACUGGUUCAUCAAGUUAUCAACAACCCGCUUAUGGUGGUGGUCAUACAACAGUAGUCGUACAACCUUCUCCCACCUAUGUUACUGGUGGUGGAGGAGGCGGCUAUGGUGGUUAUGGAGGAGGUGGCGGAAGCUCAUUGGGUGGUGUCGGAUUAGGUUUAGCUGGUGGAGCACUACUUGGUGGUGCUCUUGGUUACGCAUGGGGAGGCGGAUUCGGUGGUGGUCAUGGAGGUUGGGGUUAUGGUAUGGGACACUCUGGAUAUUACGGAGGCGGUGGUUAUGGUGGAUGGGGUGGGGGUAAUGACACAACUGUCGUUAACAACUAUUAUGAUAAUGAUACAACAAAUAAUUACACGAACGAUACAACAAAUAAUGAUUAUUCAGCUUAUAAUGAUACAAACAAUUAUAAUGAUCAACAAUCGGACAGUUUUCAAUAUGACACCAAUGAUAAUGGUGGAAAUAAUGAUUAUGGAGGUGGUGCAGAUUAUGGCGGUGGUGAUAGUUUUGGUGGUGGAGAUUAUGAUGGUGGAGAUUUCGGUGGUGGUGGUGGAGAUGAUUUUGGCGGUGGAGGAGAUUUUGGUGGCGGUGAUUUUGGAGGUGGAGGUGGCGACUGGUAA
Messenger RNA from Adineta steineri, 1188 nucleotides. The record is from the annotation of a GenBank genome assembly. Lineage: Eukaryota; Metazoa; Rotifera; Eurotatoria; Adinetida; Adinetidae.